Molecule: messenger RNA, 1627 nt
Organism: Liolophura sinensis
Lineage: Eukaryota; Metazoa; Mollusca; Polyplacophora; Chitonida; Chitonidae
Product: serine/threonine-protein phosphatase 6 regulatory ankyrin repeat subunit B-like
Exons: 2
Coding region: 28-1173 (381 amino acids)
Biological process (GO): intracellular signal transduction
Molecular function (GO): protein binding
Source: RefSeq, a predicted model, not a curated record
AUUUAAAACAUGUAACCUACACUCACCAUGGCAAAUGGAGCUUCCCAUCAGAUGGCAGUCCAAAUCUCGACUGGUGGCUAUGACAACGCGGGCUUAGAGGAUUUUUCUGAGGGGAUCACGACAAGAUGGGUUAAGCAAUAUCCUGAGAGAGAGUUACGCAGUUUUGAACUGGCCCUAAAACGCUACCUUGAGGAAGGAAACACAAAUUCUUUUCUAAGAACUUUACAAUGUCUGAGCGGCUCAUUUCUGUCGAUCCGACAUUCACCAGCAAGACAAACCAUCGGGAGGUACAUUCUUGGCCGGGCCGUGGAACGCAAUGACAUAGAACUCGUGACGCAGUUGAUACGCCAUGGUGCUGACGUCACCGAAUUCCACAGAGGCCAAAGUGUGCUCCAUCUGGCGGUUAGUUUAGGAAACCUCCCAAUGGUGAAGCGACUGGUGGACACAGGAGCUGGUUUGUAUCAGCUGGACAGAAGAGGCAAUUCCAUAAUAUUUACAGCCUUGGAUUCACCUAGUCCCAACAAGACUGAAGUAUUAAACUGGCUGAUAGAUCAUGGCGUAGACUUGGCGAAGCGAAACCACGCCGGGAAGGAACCUCUCCACGUGGCCGCCACGUCAUCAGUUGAGCUCGUGGACAUUUUCGUCAACGCAGGGUGUGACGUAAAUGCACGUGAUGACGUGAGUGGUUGCACUCCUCUCCAUUUCGCCUGUGCCCGAUGCUGUCCAUCAACAAUGGCUUAUCUUCUCACCACUGGAUCUAAUAUCAAUCUGAUGAACUUUGACAACGAAACUCCUUUGCUCAAAGUUUUAAAAUAUGUUGAUGGUUUUCUUGACACGCAUUCAAGGACUCGCAUGUGGAUGGCCAGGUGUCUCGUCCACCUUGGCGGCCAUCUUGGAUUCCUUCACCAAGCUAAAUACAUCAGGAAACCAGCACAUCGAAAAUGUCUUGGACAUUUCAGACAUAUCGUUCACAGUUCAAGAGAAAUCAGUUCGUUGCAACACAAGUCUCGUUUAGUGGUAAGAGAAUGUCUUGGAAAUUUGGGCCUGUCCAAAAACGUGGAAGCAUUACCCAUUCCCCAAGAUUUAAGACAAUACAUUAUGUUCGCUGACACGCGAACUGUCCAGUUUCUGUGCAAUAUAGCGAGAUCCAAUCCAACAAUGACAUUUUUGUAAUGUACUCCUUGUAAUGACAUUUAAAGGAGAAGAAAACUUAAAUGUCAAACAAAUACCAUUGAAAAGAGCAUGUACUUCCUCGCAGGUGCAUGCCAUAAAAAUUUUAAUAUGUACCUCAAGUUGAUAAAUUAUAAAUAAAGUUAGCGCCAAACUCCGCUGUGGGCGACUCCAUUUUGCCUAAGAACUAGUCCUGAAGUCUUCUGUGUCAGGAGGAGAAUUGGCGUCGGAAACCGCCGAAGUGCAGUUCGUACAUUUCCGGUAGACCUCUUUUUCCCACAAGGUAACGAACAGUACAGUUCGUUUUUCGCUUGACGAUCGGGAAAGCGGAAUGUUGGACGUAGGUUCCGAGUUUACACCAACAAGCCGGCAGUUUUAACGACUCUCACUGGCUGAGAGGAAACACACCCCCAGUAAAAAAUAACAGGGUGUGAAAGAUGGAGGACGCGAUGGAGUU